UCCGCCCUGCUCGACCUAACCAUUUCUGUUUCCUCAGGAUGAGGGAUGGUGAGGGACAGGGCACUCACGUCUUAGCGCUCCAGGGCCCUGGCCCUAGGGUUAGGGAGGGAACGCCCUCAGCAAAAGAACCAGGUAGGGGACCGACACCUAGGCGCACAACCAGCGGCCGCGUCCAGGCCUCUGGACUACAUUUCCCAAGAGGCUGUGGGCGCCACCGGAAGUGCUGCCGGGCUAUAAAAGCAGAGGCAGAGCUCGCUGUCCGUGUAGUUGGCCCCUGAAGAUGAGAACAAGUCCUGCAGAUGUUAAGUCUUCUUCCCAAGUACCCAGUUUUAUGAGAAUCAGAGCCCAGGCCACCUUCCUGUGAUCUGAGUCUAAAGGAGUUCUGAUCAGAAUGGCUUUGGGAUGCUUUUACCUGUCGUGCCUGGUGCUGGGCUCCCUGGGCUCCCUGUGCAUCCUCUUCACCACCUACUGGAUGCAGUACUGGCGUGGUGGCUUUGCCUGGGACGGCAGCUUGCACAUGUUCAACUGGCACCCCGUGCUCAUGGUUUCUGGCCUGGUGGUGCUCUACGGAGCUGCAUCGCUGGUGUACCGCCUGCCCGCGUCCUGGGUGGGGCCCAAGCUGCCCUGGAAGCUCCUGCAUGCAGCCCUUCACCUGACGGCCUUCGUCCUCACUGUGCUGGGGCUCAUUGCCGUCUUCCGGUUUCACAGCCACUCAAAAAUAGCCCACCUCUACUCCCUGCACAGCUGGCUGGGCAUCGCCACUGUUGUCCUCUUUGCUUGCCAGUGGUUCCUGGGCUUUGCGGUCUUCCUCCUGCCCUGGGCGCCCCUGUGGCUGCGCAGCUUCCUGAAACCCAUCCAUGUCUUCUUCGGCGCCUCCAUCCUCUCUCUGUCCAUUGGGUCUGUCAUCUCCGGCAUUAACGAGAAGCUUUUCUUCAGUUUGAAGAACGUCACUCGGCCAUAUUCCAGCCUGCCCAGUGAGGCUGUCUUCGCUAACAGCACCGGGCUGCUGGUCGUGGCCUUUGGGCUGCUGGUUCUCUAUAUUCUUCUGGCUUCAUCGUGGAAACGUCCAGAGCCGGGGAUCCUGACUGACAGACAGGUAUGGCUGCCUGUCCCCCAUUCCAGCGUAGCGCAGGCCAGAUCUAGAGGAGGACCACCCAGGAAAGACGUGAGCCUUGCCAAGAAGACUGACCAUGUAGUCUGAUGGGAAGGCAAGCAUUGAAGGUGAAAUUAGGGGAAGCCUGUGGAGACACUGGUAUGAGUGACUCAUCCCAGGGAGCGGAGUAAAUGGGGCUCCCUGAACUCUCCUUCCCAAAUUCCUGUGCUUUCACGAGAUAACACGAAGCCUUCCCUUCUCCAAGAAAGGACCUGAGCGGAGCAGAGUAAGGGGUGUGGUGCCUCUGCACUGCUGGCUUUGUUGCGGGACAGUGCUUGGUGACUAGUCCUCAAGAACAGGUCUUGCCUGUUCUCAGCCCCUUAGACAUGGAGUGUGUGCCAGGCUCUGGGACUUUGGGGCUUCCUUGAAAAAUCUGGCUGGUGGCUUGGCAGAGGAUCACCUGCAGAUGGGGGUCUGUCUGGUGUGACUCGUGCAGGUCGGGCAUUUUGACAUUCCAUCGUUAACCUCGGUGUGUCUGCCUUCUUUCAGCCUCUGUUGCAUGAUGGGGAGUGACGCAGGAAGGGGCUGCGGGAUGCCAGCGGUGCGGUCUGUCCUCCCUCAGAAAUGGCUGCGCCUGGCGCUCCCGGCCUCAACUUCUCCUUACCUCGGUGGCAGCCUGCCCUCUCCAGCCACUUCCUGCCGCCUGCAGUUCCUGGUAGCUUUGGCUUCUCCACAUUAACUUUUCAGAUCCUGCAUUUGGUCAGGAUCUUCCUUGCCCCUGUCACUCAUGCAGGGUCUGCUUGGUCUGCAGGGGGUGGGCUAAUCUCCCCCUAAGAGCCUUAGGGAAGAUGGGGGAGAAAAGUUCCGACAGCUCAGAAAAACUCCCUCGAGUGCAGUCCAGGGUGCGACACAAGGCGAGAGGAGGUAGCCGUCCCCUUGGAGGCGUGCAGUGCCCUUCCGCUGCUCUGUCCCCCCGGCCUGCCUUGCCUAGGUGUGCAGGUGGGCAGAGGCCUCAGGAGGUAACUGACAGAAGGGGAAGGGCACUGUUGGCAGAGGAGCAGAGAAGCUGGGGGCCAAGUGUUGUGAGAUGCUUGUGUGACUGUGUGGCUCCCCCUUUUCUAGCUGCUGCUUCAGCUGCGGCCUGGAUCCCGCCCUCUCCCUGUGACUUACAUGCCUGUCGCUGUCAGGCAGCCCUGGUAACCUGCCCUCCAAGCCCCAAGAGUGAUGAGUCGCAGCAUUUUCCGUGGCCGCCUUUUCUUUCUUCUUGCUGUGUGUCGGCUUUUCUGCCAAGCCUGGCCAGGUCCAACCUAUCUUCCCUCCCCAGCCUACGAUGAAAGCCAAGGUCAUUGUUGCAAAGCAUCAUUCCCAGCAGAGUCCUGGGAGCUGCUUCCGCCUUCAGAGACCUGUCUUGCUGAGAAGCAGGCUGCUUUGCCUGCACUGUGUAUGCGGCUGCUUGGCUGGCCGAACCGUGCUUCCCGGGCUGUUGCAGAGCACCAGCUUUGCUCUUCUCUCAGGGAGGAACUUGGUGGGAAGAAAGAAGCCUCAAUUCUCUCCUAAGUGCUGCCUUCUCCAAAUAAGCCCUGCCAGGCUCCCAAUCGAGGCUCCUGUGCUUAGCAGACAGCUGAGACAGGCUUACCCUGGUAGGUAGUGACCCAGCUGACUGGCACCAGCUCCAGCUGCAGGAGCUUGGCAAGAGGGCUGGGCUGGACUUUGAUUGGACUUCCUGGUUCGCUCGGUUGAAUGACUCCCAGGGCUUUGACCAGUGCCCCUGGUCUGUCAGGGAUGGCUAUACCUUUAAGACCUGGGACUGCUGGCUGUUUAGCUACU
This is a messenger RNA of Perognathus longimembris pacificus (Pacific pocket mouse), 2920 nucleotides long. Its product is annotated as lysosomal membrane ascorbate-dependent ferrireductase CYB561A3. Lineage: Eukaryota; Metazoa; Chordata; Mammalia; Rodentia; Heteromyidae. The record is from RefSeq and is a predicted model, not a curated record. The transcript is spliced from 6 exons. Bases 392 to 1201 code for a protein of 269 amino acids. Gene Ontology annotation, cellular component: lysosomal membrane. Gene Ontology annotation, molecular function: oxidoreductase activity.